GCCUGCCGGGGCUGCCGCGGCGCCCCCGGCCCCGGCACUGUCGGCCCGCGGCGACCGCAUCGCCGGCGGCGCCCCGGGGCUGCUGGACGCCGGCUUCGCCCUUUACAUCGCCGACCCUUUCGAUCGGGAACUCAAUCCGCAGGUGUGGGGAGCGGCCGGGCCCGGGGCUCCGUCCCGGAAAGCUGCCGGCCGCCCGGUAGCCCUGGGCGCUUCGGUGGGCUCGCAGAGCCCCGCUCGAUAUUGCACAUGUAGCGACGCGGGCUGAGCACCCAGCCGGUGCUUUCCUCCUCCUGCGGUGGCAUUCAAUAACUGCUGUCUCUUCCAGGGCAUCCUGAAUUUGGGCACAAGUGAGAACAAGCUUUGCUUUGACUUAAUAGAGGAGAGAGUAAGUGUUGCUGUCUUCUGACUAACUGAACCGCCGGUUUGUCUUUGUCUUUGAUGAGUUUGACGUUUCUGAUUAACAAUUUAGCAGAGGACAAGUACCAUACCGGGUAGGAUACUGACGGCACCGUGACUUAACAGCUUUCACAAAGCAGCAUACUUGCUCACAAGACCUGACAUGAAUUAUCUGGAGCCUAAUCUUUUCCAGUAUUCUGAUACGCAAGGUAUUAGAAGCUUCAGAGAAGAAAUUGCCAAAUUUCUAACUGACUAUGCCAGAGCUGCAAAAGCACUGAAUCCGGAACAUAUAACUGUUAUGAAUGGCUGUUGUGCUGUUUUUGCUACUCUGUCAACUGUAUUAUGUGACCCUGGUGAUGGAUAUCUUAUUCCAGCUCCAUACUAUGGCGGUAUAAAUUCGAAAACGUGGCUAUAUGGUGGACUACAACCUGUUCACGUGCCCUUGUUCAGUGAGGUGACUGACGAAGAAAGUCACCCUUUCCAGUUAACAGCUGAAAAAUUAGAAGCUGCGUUACAGAGAGCUAAAAAGCAGGGCAUCCGAGUCAGAGCAUUAAUCCUGAUCAACCCCCACAACCCAUUAGGGGACAUUUACCCAGCACAGUUACUGAGAGAAUGUCUAGAGUUUGCACACAGAUAUGAAUUACAUGUAAUAAUGGAUGAAAUAUACAUGCUGUCUGUUUAUGAUGAUACCAUCUUCACCAGUGUUCUUAGCUUAGAUUGUUUACCAGAUCCAGAACGGACACAUUUUAUGUGGGGUUUUAGCAAGGAUUUCGGUAUGAGCGGUAUCAGAGUUGGAGUAUUGUACACCAGAAAUCAUGAAAUUCAGAAAGCUGUGAAUCAACUGGCUGUCUUCCAUAGCUGUCCUGGACCUGUUCAGCAUGUUCUCAGUCAGUUCCUUAGGGACAGAGAUUGGUUGGAUAAUGUGUUUUUUCCCACCAACAAAAAGCGACUUAAAGAAGCACAGAAUAUUCUUGUGGAUGGGCUUGCAGAUGUUGGAAUACCUGUGCUCAAAAGUUCAGGAGGACUCUAUGUGUGGGCAGACUUCAGAAAAUUCUUAAGAUCACAGACAUUUGAAGCCGAACUUGAAUUAUGGCAGAAGCUCCUUGAUGAAAAACUCCUGAUUAGUCCUGGAAAAGCUUUUUAUUGUUACGAACCUGGGUGGUUUAGACUGGUUUUCUCCGAUUCUGUAGAUAAGAUUUUAUUGUGUAUUCAGCGACUUGAGCAAAUGUUGCACAGUUACACUGCUGAACCAGUCACAAACAGAUCUUCUACUGCAGAUGCUUUAUGCAAUCCAGAAAAAAAUUCUUCAGGCAAGCCUUCAGGCACACCAGAAAAAGAUUCUUCAGUCAAACCUUCAGACACACCAGGAGAAGAUGUAUCCCAGCAAAAAAAUAUACUUGUUUAUUAAAAUCAUAUAUGCAUUUAAUGACUUGAUAUAAUUUAACAUGCUUAUGUUUACUAAAGGUGUAUAUAAACAUAUAUAGUCUGUAACCUUGGAUAACACUCUCACAUCACUGUGAUCUGGCAUUAAUAAUCUUGCAAGCGGACUUGCUAAAGCUGAAUUUUAAGGAAAAUGGACCUCCUGGAUAUUGUGUAAAUUAGCCCCUGUUAAGCACAGCAUCCGGGUUUACUCCAUUUCAAGUGUGCUAUGUGUCAGUAAAAUCAGUGAGUCUUAAUAUAUACUUGCUCAGUUGUUGAAUUAUGAAAUUUUGAAAACACUGGUAAAGUGGUUGUUUACUAUAUUACUAUAUAUUAUGGACUAUAUAUUUUAAUCAGAAUACUGAAAGUACUGAAUCAGGUGAUAUUCAUAUUUUGCUAAACUUUUGUAGCUGGCAAAAUGUUUUUGCAUAUUCACGAGAUCUCUCUAAACAUAUAUAUCUCAAACAUUUUAUACAUCUUUCUGUAUAUUCAUGCUAAGUGAGCACUUUCUGAGAAAGCAUUUAGAUUUUUGGAUUCUGGAUUCCCUUUCAGAUUAUUUCUGUGUGCCUGUAUUCAUUAGAUAGUGUUUUCAUACAGUAACUAUAAAAAAACCCUUGAAGGUCUGUAAUGUAUACCCAUUUGACAGUUGUAUGGGGAAUUUUUUGCUUUGUUUUUGAUUCAUUGGGGUUUUUUUUAAAGUAUUUGCAGAAUUAAUUCACCAUUUGCUCUGUUAUUUAGGUUUGGUGAGAGAAAACUAGAACUGCAAAAUUAACAGACUGCGGCUGUAGAGGCUCAGAGGAGGGUUGUCUUACUGUGGAUCCCUAAUAAACUUGGAAUUUG
Molecule: messenger RNA, 2655 nt
Organism: Grus americana (Whooping crane)
Lineage: Eukaryota; Metazoa; Chordata; Aves; Gruiformes; Gruidae
Product: 1-aminocyclopropane-1-carboxylate synthase-like protein 1
Exons: 13
Coding region: 560-1804 (414 amino acids)
Biological process (GO): amino acid metabolic process; biosynthetic process
Molecular function (GO): pyridoxal phosphate binding; transaminase activity
Source: RefSeq, a predicted model, not a curated record